AAAAGUGAAAGAGAGAAUAUUCUUGGCUAUUCAAGAAAAAUAACGUGCUAUAAUUUAUACUUAUUGUAAUCUAUAUUUUAAGUAAUAUAGACAUUAAUGUUCUUAAAGAGAAAAGAAGUGUGUUAAGUAACAAAAUAGAUGGAAACAGUCUUAAAACUUUCCUAAAGAAGAAAUAACUUGUAUUUGAAAUUAUUAAUAAGAUACGAUAAGGUUAUGCAUUAUCGACGGAAAUUAUGUUCGCUCAGAAGGCUGGAGAAACGGAAGGAACGCACAUUGCACGUUCGUUUCCCUCAUACGAUAAAGGAUUGGAAGGAUGUUGAGAAUUUGUUCAGUGGUAGUUUCUUUGUUAAAUUACCGCGACAGGCCAGUAGGUCAUGUUAUGUUGUGUUCUCCAGUAUGGAGGAGAAAAUCAUGAAUCAGAAGCUUGUGAAGAAUAAAACGAUCAAUGACAAACGUAUUUUGGUUCAAUCGUUAUAUAGCACUGUAGUUGCUGAUAAGAAUAAGGUGAUAAAGAAGCCGAAAAAGAAGGUCUUUAUGCCAAAAAUUAGACCUGAAAUUAAGGUGACACAAACUAUAUUUGCUGCAAAUAUUGAAAUUGGCACAAAAGCAGACGAAAUAAAAGGUGCCAUACCAGGAUGUGUCUCUGUGACUUUAUUGAAACCUUAUAAUAAUAAGUUCAGGAGUGCGAUAGUUAAGAUGGAAAAUAUCCAGAUAGCGGCGGAGUACUUGAAGAAGAGGUGCAAAUGGCCAAUUCUAAGAGGCCACAAAAUAUCCUUGAAGCCAGAUACCAGGACAAAGCACAAGAGGAAAUCGCCUGCAGACACUUUAAAAAUUUAUAACGACGCAACGGAGGAAUCUGUCAAGGAAGAAUUUGAAUCUAGAGAAAAACACAAGAGUUCAGACAGAGAACAACGUACAGAGAACGUACAGAGAACGUACAGAGAACGAUGUACAGAGGACGACGACGAGGACAAUUAGGAAAGUAAGAUUAAAAUGA
Dinoponera quadriceps is the source of this 997-nucleotide messenger RNA. RefSeq lists its product as uncharacterized. Lineage: Eukaryota; Metazoa; Arthropoda; Insecta; Hymenoptera; Formicidae. The transcript has 4 exons. The coding region runs from base 214 to 978 and encodes 254 amino acids. The record is from RefSeq and is a predicted model, not a curated record.